This is a messenger RNA of Rotaria sp. Silwood2, 594 nucleotides long. The record is from the annotation of a GenBank genome assembly. Lineage: Eukaryota; Metazoa; Rotifera; Eurotatoria; Philodinida; Philodinidae.
AUGAAUUCAUUGUCAACAAUAUUAAUUUUUGUUUUGAUAGUACUUCUUACAAUCGGUCCCAUUCCAUUGAUAACUGCACAAGAUUGUGGUCCUAAUGAAAUCAAACUUGAUUGUGCUCCAUUACUAUCGUGUCAACCAUCUUGUAGCAAUCUUCAUGGAUUGGUAUGUCCACGUGUUUGUGCUCUAAAUCAAUGUAUAUGUAGGAAUGGUUUUGUACGAGACGAUCAGAAUGAUUUACAAUGUAUUGAACAAACACACUGCAAUACAAAUACCAUUAGAUUUCCAACGAGAUGUGGUACAAAUGAAGUAGCUGUUACUUGUGCACUACUUCAGACAUGUCAACCAUCAUGUGAUAAUCCUAAAGGAACUUUAUGUCCUCUAUCAUUUUUUCGUAAAGGAAACGUGAUAGAAACUCCAAUAUGUAGUGAAAAUGAAGAAUAUAGCAAUUGUACGAAUCCGUGUCAACUAUCAUGUGAAGAACCGAAUCGAGAACCUUGUGAAACUUUACGUUGUUCAGAAGGUUGUGUAUGUAGCGAAGAUUAUUUUCGUGCUACAAAUGAUAUAUCAAGUCCAUGCGUCCAAUGUAUUAAUUAA